This is a messenger RNA of Mus musculus (house mouse), 428 nucleotides long. RefSeq names its product predicted gene 14288. Gene Ontology annotation, cellular component: nucleus. The transcript has 3 exons. Bases 78 to 272 code for a protein of 64 amino acids. The record is from RefSeq and is marked validated. NCBI's taxonomy places the organism in Eukaryota, Metazoa, Chordata, Mammalia, Rodentia, Muridae.
GAGUUUCUGUGUGAUGUGUUCUGCGUGACUCUACUGGGUGUUGUGAGAGGAGGUUAGUCAAGCUCAGAACUCCAAACAUGGAUUUACUCACCUAUGAUGACGUGCAUGUGAACUUCACUCAGGAAGAGUGGGCUUUGCUGGAUGCUUCUCAGAAGAGUCUCUACAAAGGUGUGAUGGUAGAGACCUAUAGGAAUCUCACAGCUAUAGGUUACAGUUGGGAAGAACAUACAAUUGAAGACCAUUUCCAAACUUCUAGAAGUCAUGGAAGGUAAUUUUCCUCUGCAAGCUGAUGAGAAAAUGCCUAUGAAGAAAGUUUAACGUGUGCUACAAGUAGUAAAGAAAACCAAUAGGGUACAAUAAGCACUGCUUUCAAUUAUGGAUGUUUACUGACUUUCAUAAAAUCAUAUAUGUCUAUGUCAAAUACGUAA